Fraxinus pennsylvanica is the source of this 507-nucleotide messenger RNA. Lineage: Eukaryota; Viridiplantae; Streptophyta; Magnoliopsida; Lamiales; Oleaceae. The record is from the annotation of a GenBank genome assembly.
AUGAGGCAAAAGUUUCGAAGUGUGCUAUGCAGAGGGCAUGUAUCGGAGACUUUUGGUUCAUAUAUGGACCCUACACCAGAAUGGUACUACCAGACUUUCCUGGACGUAGGGGAAUUUGGUUUUGGCCGGUUUGCUAGUACCUUAGUGCCCCUCAUCGACCGUCCAGGCAACACAGUGUAUAUGAAUGGAUACAUGGCAGGAGUGUAUGGACAGGCACAAGAAGUCCCCAAUGCCAACGCAUUUUCGAGUGAUAUUCUGGAAAUGCUGCUUGUGGAGACAUACAGAAGUUGGCGAACCUGGAAAAGUAGUAAAAUAACUAUUGGAGAGGCAGAAACUAAUUUGGUUGUAAGAAUGGUGGCAACUGUUGGAAAUUAUGAUCAUAUACUUGAUUGGGAGUUUAAGCAAAGCGGUUCCUUCAAAGUGGAGGUAAGGAGCCACCACUCAAUUUCUACGUCGGAGAAAGAUACAUAUGCGGAUUUUCUCACGCCUCUCUUAGAAAACAGUUGA